UUUUUGAGAGCUUCAUUUUCACACUGUUGGCAUCACUGUAAAAUACGCCGAUUGAGGGCGCCCAUCGCCCAUUUGUUUCCUCACAGCUUUGAUACGGAGCCAGCAAGCCUAAAGCUCCGCCACCAUGGCUCCCAAGAGGAAUAAUAUGAUUCCCAAUGGCCAUUUCCACAAGGAUUGGCAGCGGUUUGUCAAGACCUGGUUCAACCAGCCAGCCCGCAAAUUCCGCAGACAUCAAACUCGCGUGAAGAAGGCCCGCGCUAUCGCUCCUAGACCCGCAGCCGGCCCCCUUCGCCCCAUCGUUAGGUGUCCGUCUCAGAGGUACCACACCAAGGUUCGCGCCGGCAGAGGUUUCACCCUAGAUGAGAUUAAGUCUGCUGGUUUGAACAAGGGCUUCGCUAGGAGCAUUGGUAUUGCUGUUGACCACAGACGUAGAAACAAGUCUGUCGAAAGUCUGCAGACAAACGUGCAGAGGCUCAAGGAGUACCGCAGCAAGUUGAUCCUGUUCCCAGUUCAUGCCAACAAGAAGCCCAGGAAGGGUGACGCCACUGAGGAGGAACGCAAGGUUGCUGUCCAACUCCAGGAUAAACAGGUCAUGCCCAUCAAGCAGACCACCAUCAAAUACAAGGCUCGCGCUAUCACCGGAGCUGAGAAGAAGUUCUCUGCUUAUCACGCUCUCCGCAAGGCCCGUGCUGAUGCUAAGUUGGUUGGAAAGCGUGCAAAGAGAGCGAGAGAAGCCGCAGAAAACGCUGAGGACAUCACCAAGAAGAAGAAGUAAGGAAUGUCGGGACAGGUUAAGGCGAAAAAUAAAUUUUUUUGAAUUCCAA
This is a messenger RNA of Cloeon dipterum, 824 nucleotides long. It is a transcript of the gene RpL13, whose product is annotated as ribosomal protein L13. Bases 125 to 775 code for a protein of 216 amino acids. The record is from RefSeq and is a predicted model, not a curated record. Lineage: Eukaryota; Metazoa; Arthropoda; Insecta; Ephemeroptera; Baetidae. The transcript has 4 exons. Gene Ontology annotation, cellular component: cytosolic large ribosomal subunit; ribosome. Gene Ontology annotation, biological process: translation. Gene Ontology annotation, molecular function: RNA binding; structural constituent of ribosome.